This is a messenger RNA of Oncorhynchus gorbuscha (pink salmon), 2189 nucleotides long. It is a transcript of the gene tmem81, whose product is annotated as transmembrane protein 81. The transcript is spliced from 5 exons. The record is from RefSeq and is a predicted model, not a curated record. The coding region runs from base 82 to 918 and encodes 278 amino acids. NCBI's taxonomy places the organism in Eukaryota, Metazoa, Chordata, Actinopteri, Salmoniformes, Salmonidae.
UUAAAAUAACAGUAUCUUCCCUUAUUCACUCCACACACUGCAGUAAUUUAUAGAGACAGAUACAGACACAGAGACACACAGAUGGGGAGUUGGGGUCUGUGUCUGUCCAUGUCAAUAUCCCUCGUCUCCUGGUCCUUCCUCCUCCUCUGCUGCCUGUCCAGUCCUACCCCUAACCCCCUGUCCCUUGCUGACCUGGAGGACUUGAAUGCCGUCCCAGCAGAGGUCAUCAUACACAGCUCUCCAUGCAGCACCACCUGUGGUCUGGGCCUACGCACCCAGGAGCUGUGCCCACUGAGAGAGGGCCAGGUCGGGGAGGAGAAGGACUGCCAUGUCCGGAAGGUCCGCUGUGUGGACUCCUGGCAGUGUGGUCUGCAGACUGUCACUGUGCAAGCUGGUCAGCGGUUGGAGCUGGACUGUCUGGGUGAGGUGAUGGAGGCCAUGGGUCGCUUCUCCUUCCGGGUAUCGUGGCGCCACGCCCGGGGGGUGGUGACCACCGAUGAUUCUCUGCUGGGACGCUGGGACGCCCCCAGGCUGGACCGGCUGGUCUUGGACCCGGUGAGGGAGGAGGAUGCUGGGACAUACCGUUGUGAUGUACAGGACACUGAUUACCGCAGGGUCAAGAGACUCUACCUGGGGCUCAAGGUGCUUCCUCCUGAGGCUCUCAGACUGGACUUCCCCUCUGCUCUGGCUCGGUGGGACGAUGGGGAUGAGGAUUCCCAUGGUAACAUCAUCGUGGUGAAAGAUGAUGAGGACCUGUACAGCAGCACAGUCAUCAAGGAUAUCGUGUUGAAAAGCCUCUGGCUCGCGGUGGUCGUCUUCUUCUUUGGUAUCUUGUCAUUUUAUUUAACGAGGUAUGUACAGGGAAUACGCCCUGGCCCGUGUCUGCCUGGGCCGCCCCGAUGGUCCACCUCUCCCUAACAGAACCUAUUUCUCCAUUAAUACCAUCACGCCACCAGCAGGAGGCACUGUUGACCCCAUUUGUACUGCCGCUGAUAGACACAAAUAAAUGGCCUGUGGGCUACUACUACCGUGCACAAACAAUUCGUUGGACUAUGAAUGGUGUCGUUUGUUUGUAGAGAAAAACAUUUAGUCAGAACAUUUACUCAAUGUAAAAGCCACUCAACAUGAAACUUUAGCCUGUUUGACAACAGUUUGUAAUGUUGAGAGCUCAUGUUUACAUGAGAAUUAGUGGAGACUGCUGAGGGGAUGACGACUCAUAAUAAUGUCUGGAAUGGAGUAGAAUGUGUGGAUCGGAGUAAAUAGAAUGGUGUCAAACGUGUGUUUCAUUCCAUUUAGUCCAUUCCAGCCUUUAUUAAGAGCCAUCCUCCCCUCAGCAGGCUCCACUGGAAUCUGAAGACAGACUAUCAAGCUUUUAUGUACAGACAGAUUUCAUGAAAGGAGAUGUCUGUUUUCCCAGCCUGAGAAGGGAGUUAUUGCUUCCUUGAAAUGUAAUGGUGUGUUAAAAAAGGACAACUAGUUGUUUUCUGGGAAAGGACGAGGGAUGAUUUUUCCUGCAUCAUCUCACAAUAACUGUAAAAUGGUACAAGUACCUUCCAAUUAUUUCCCCCCAAAAAGCAUUAUCUUCUUCAUAGAAAAUAAAUAAAAUAAAUACAUAAAUAUAAAUAAAUAAUAAAUACAUAAAAUAAUAGUAUUUCUAAAGGUUAGACUCGAUCUAAGGAAUCAUAAUUUCGACCUGACGAAGGUCUGUGUCAUGUCUGUAUGUUGUCAGUAAAAGUGGUCAUUUUAGUGUCCUCUGUUCAAGUAAAAAAGAAGAAGAAGGACUUCCUUAUCCCAACGUCUGCAUCAUUUCACCCCCCCAAAAAAAGGUGCCUUUUGCGUCCCUUUAAUACUUUAAGUAGAAAUUGUGCACCAGUAUUGAAUUUUAAAAGCCUGUUACAUUUAAAUGAAGUGCCCUUUAAUUUUAGACCACAUAGAGAAUUCAAUAAAUCCGAUUUUUUUAAUGUGAAUAAAGUCUUGCUAAAGUUCCAAAAUUCAUGCAUUUUUACAUGUCCCUGUGAUAACCCUUGUGUCGCUUCUGUUUUUUAACCACUUAAUCAAACAUUUAUCAGAAGUUUCUCCAUCACUGUAAAGUCCUAGUUAGCUUGUUGCUUUGACAACCGUCUGAAGACAACUAUUCAUUUACCGUCUGUCCUUCAGGUUAAAGGUCAACCGUGUUACACGUGAACUGA